This is a messenger RNA of Argiope bruennichi, 1504 nucleotides long. Its product is annotated as cuticlin-6-like. The transcript is spliced from 8 exons. The annotation marks the transcript as partial. Lineage: Eukaryota; Metazoa; Arthropoda; Arachnida; Araneae; Araneidae. The record is from RefSeq and is a predicted model, not a curated record.
AAUGUAGUCGAGCAAUCAGCUCCCGUUGUACUAGGAUUCCAACACGAAAGAGAUGUACCCAGAGUAGAGUACGUCACAGCUGAUUGCUUCAGCAAUUACAUGAAAAUCACUGUCCAGUUCAACGGUUCUUUUGAUGGAUUGGUCUAUAGCACAGGUUACGCUCACGACAGUGAUUGCGUUUACAUCAACGGGUCAGGAUUGGAGCGUUACGAGUUUUCAAUACGGCUCAACAGGUGUGGCACUCUAGGAAGACCAGAAUUCGAACCUUCUUCUAAUGAAGAUCGCAAUCACUUCAUGUGGAACACUAUUACUGUGCAAUACAACCCAGAAAUCGAAGAAGAUUGGGAUGAGCAUUUUCAAGUCACCUGCGAGUAUGGUUACGAAUUUCGAAGAACUGUAACUUUUCCAGUUGUGGGAGUGGAGAAAAAUACAGCCAGCCCUUACUUAGUAACACUUUCGCCACCUCAGUGUUACAUGGAAGUCCGCACGGGUUUCAGUCCAUCAGGUGGGCGCCUUACUGGACCCGUAACUGUGGGAGAUCCUCUAACUCUCAUGAUUCAUAUGGAAAGUGACAGUACUGAAUUCGACGUCGCAGUCAGCAGUUGCUAUGCCCAUAAUGGAGCUAAGAAGAAGCUGCAGCUUAUUGACGCCAAUGGGUGCAUACUUAAAGAGCAACUCAUGAGUCCAUUCCGAGGCGUUCGAAGCGCAGGUGGUAAUAAUCAUAUCGCUUUGUAUGCUUACUUCAAAGCAUUCCGAUUUACCAGCAGCCCAGCCCUGUACUUAGAAUGCGAUGUUCAUAUGUGCCAUGGUACAUGUCCUGCUCAGCGAUGCCAUUGGAAAAGUCUGACGAAACGAUCAGCAGACAUGCAACUGGAAGCAGACAAUUCGUCCCUGACUUCAGAGAAUGUGAGUUUGUUUCAAGCACUUCAAGUCUUGCAAGAAUCUUCAGAAGCUUUAGGUUCAGGAAAAGUGAAAGCAGAUGAACUUCCUAGUAGCACUUUAUGUUUACCUGUCCUGGCCCUGACCGCGGUCACGACUGCUUUUCUGGCCUGUCUCUUGCUUUCGACUGUCCUUUGCAUUCUGCUGUGCCUCAGGAUGAGGAGAAUGAAAGAAGUGGGCAGUGUCUCGGACAUCAAUCCUUAUAUGACCAAUGCCUUCAUGCAUGGACAACCCUCUCGAAAGAGGCUCUAGGAAGGCUACGUUCAAUUGAAGAUAUUAGCGAAAACAAAUUGAAAAGAAAACAGAGAGAGAAAAUAUGCAUUCAUUGAUCGAGAUUUCUCGUGUUUAAAGGUUGAAAUUCUGUACCAAAGCAUUUUUCCUGCUGCUUUGGGAGCAAUUUCAAACAGUUCGUACUAUAUAUUUAACAAUAUCAUACUUAUUUAUGUAUCUCAUAGAUUUCACAUUAAAAGCUGGUGGAAAUGUAUUUUAUCAUUGAAAUGGAAAUUUUAUAUUACCAUUAGGAGAAAUGACAUGAGCAACUCUCGUGUCUUAUAUAUUUAUUGUA